Molecule: messenger RNA, 1309 nt
Organism: Leguminivora glycinivorella
Lineage: Eukaryota; Metazoa; Arthropoda; Insecta; Lepidoptera; Tortricidae
Gene: CPG21
Exons: 4
Coding region: 407-1210 (267 amino acids)
Source: RefSeq, a predicted model, not a curated record
AUGCAGAAGGUUCAUUGUUGAUCUCGACGCGCUGGCAUGUUUAUGUGUCGUCGUGUAAAGGGGUCCACGAAAAUGCACCCCAUGUAAGAGUAGCGCCUCUCGCGUAGGCCGGUCCACACGACAGUGCAAACAUUGCUGUGAAUUUAAAAUAUAUAUUUUUUAAUGUUUUUCGAUAUCUAGUGCAGCUAAUCCACGUGGGAGUGAUUUAUGAUUGAAAAACUUUGGCGGAACUCCAGUGAUCUAACCUAUGCUAAUACUACUGAUCGACCUCGGCACACCCUGAAGGCUCUAAUUUUCGUUUCAGAUAGACGGCAAAGUGAGCGGGGCGAGCUUCGAUCGUGGGAGCUUUAUUAAAUCUACUGGAUAAAAUAUUCGGGACUGGGUGGAGUUUUUGUAUUCAGUGAAAAUGAUGCAAUAUGCAAAAUAUAUACUUCUGCUCUCGUUACUAUCAAUCGUUGGCUGUUCCCCGUAUGACGACGGGAAGUAUAAUCCGAAAAAAUACCGCGUUUAUGACGACGGACGAUAUUAUAGACCUUUAGGCGAAGGGAAAUACGUCAGAGGAGACGAGGGCAAAUACACGUAUGUGUAUAGGCAAGGUCUUUACCCCGAAGAUGACAGAGACUAUAGAUAUAUACAUCAGGUGGGUCCUAACGGAGGUUUUGGAGGCAACGGUGGAUUCGGAGGGAACGGAGGCUUCGGAGGCAAUGGAGGGUUUGGGGGCAAUGGCGGAUUUGGAGGAGAUGGAUAUGGAGGGGGUGACGGAUAUGGAGAUGGAUAUGGGAAUGGAGAUAGAUACGGCGAUGGAAGCGGUCAAGAUGACUCGACAUAUAAUACAAUAGAUUAUGGUGGAAAGAUCUACGCAGAGCGAUACCCUCACAUCCACAAUAUCAUCAAGGCGCUGGUGAAGCAGUAUGUGUCUCCGGACUACAUCGGCUUCGGGGACGAGUCGCUGGGUAGUUCUUCGCACUACAACAAGGCGUACGCCGAUAAGGAGGUGGCUGUCAAGUGCCACUAUCUCUCGCCGACGUCGCAGGCGGAUCCUUCGGAGUUUGUUUCGCAAUAUCCACCCCGUUUGACCUCCCUACCUGGGGAUAAACCAGCAUCGUUCUACAGCUUCAAAGGCACGAAGGUCCUCCGCGAUGGCGACUCUCCAAGAAAGCUGACCCUGGAGUAUGAAGUGAUCGCUAGGGUCGUCGAUGUCACGGAAUAAACAUUCAAUUGUGUAUUUAUUUAUUUACUUUGGUCAUAAUUUUGGUCAAUAACGAGUAUGUUACUAUUACUUAACUGAAAUAAAGAGGCAUUUUUUGUA